Dichomitus squalens LYAD-421 SS1 is the source of this 2106-nucleotide messenger RNA. Its product is annotated as WLM-domain-containing protein. Gene Ontology annotation, molecular function: proteasome binding; protein binding. The transcript is spliced from 3 exons. Lineage: Eukaryota; Fungi; Basidiomycota; Agaricomycetes; Polyporales; Polyporaceae. The record is from RefSeq and is a predicted model, not a curated record. Bases 1 to 978 code for a protein of 325 amino acids.
AUGCAAUCCAAGACCCCUUCAAUUCAUCUCACAUUCACUCACCGAGGGGCAACGCACCCACUCUCGCUGCUUCCAGAGUCCACUCUCGCAUACCUUCAGGAACGCCUCGAAGAGCUCACAGCUGUGCCCCAAGAGAACCAGAAGCUGCUCUACAAGGGUAAGAAGACUCUCGGCCCCGACGCCACGAUCUCGGACGCGGGCUUGAAGGAUGGGAUGAAGGUGCAGCUGAUCGGCCCGACCGCCGAGGAACUCGGAGGACUGAAGGCAACAGAGAGCGAGCACCAGCGCAAAGAACGAAUACUACGAGAGCGCGCCCAGAGAGCCCCAGUGAAGGUGCGGUCUACGGGACCAUCCUCGUCCACAGACUCCCAAUACACAUUCCACCGCAUCGAACCCCUCCCUCAUCUCCCCAACCCCGAGUCCGCUCGUAAUCUUCUCACCAAGCUCGCAAACGAUCCCGCCAUCCGCCACGUGAUGCGCAAGCAUCAGUUCUCGGUGGGGGUGCUCACCGAGCUCGCCCCACACGAGCAGCCUCACCUCCUCGGGCUGAACGUGAACGCGGGGCAGGCGAUCAAGCUCCGGCUGCGGACCGACAGGUACGACGGCUUCAGGCUCUUCAGCGAGGUGCGCAGGGUGCUCUGCCACGAGCUCACGCACAACGUCUGGGGUGAUCAUGACAACAACUUCAAGGAGCUCAACUCCACGCUCAACAAGGAAGUUGCGGAGUUCGAGCGUGCGCAGGCGGCUGGGGCGCACCAGCUUGGCGGGGGAGGGUUCGGGCCGCCACAGUCCGCGCUCGAAGCGGAGGCGCAGGAGCAUGCUCUCGGUGGCUCGUACACCCUUGGCGGGCCCGGUGCGAGCAGUCCAGGCGACUCUCCGGAGGAACGUCGCAGGAAAGUCCUGGAGGCUACUAUGAACAGGCUGCGGAAGGAGGAGGAAGAACUGGAGGAUCGCUGCGGGACUGCUGGGCAUUCAUGAUUUGAUCGGGAUCUUGUGGGUUGUUGUAUCAUCUAGAAUUGUUGUACUCAUAUUCACUUUUAGUAUUCUACUCAUCGCUUUCGCUCGAAUGCAAGCGCGGUUUCCCAUUAUUCGCUUCCCGGAUCCGAGGAAAUCGGACAAGGUAUAUGAAGAAAUGGUACAAUAUAUAGCAAAUAGCAGUGGCAAACCAUGUGGCAACACAAACCAAUACAAAACAAUAAGUUAGUACUAUCGAUACAACAUUGGGCGAGUCAAGUCCAAGACUCAAAUCCAAGACUCAAGAACGAACUGGAGGCAGUCGCAAUCGCAUCCCCCACCCAGGAAACCCUUUGAUAUCAUACUCUCUCCACCAUCUGGCAGCUCAAUUGCCCCCCUCGACCGCGCGGUCGUCCCCAUCACCAUCCUCGUGCAUCUGCUGCUGGAAACUGCCUUGCAGCUCUGCCGUCACCGGCUCCUCCGCCUCCGACGUCGGCGGCAGCACCACAUGGGUGUGCCCCACGACCUCGCCCAGGCCAUUCUCCACGCUGAAUAGCGACCCCGCCCCCGUCUUCGCCUCCGAGUCGUCGGCCACGCUGAACAGGCUGCUCCGCCGCGAGACGCGCGCGGACACCCUCGGGGUCGUGGGCGUCGCCGUCGCCUCGUCGCCAGCAGCGGAAGCAGCGGCAGCGGCAGCAGAGGGGGGCCAGCGGAAGCCGAGGUUGUGGUUGUGCCCGGGCGUGUCGAGCGCGCGCGCGGACUGGGGUGCGCUUGCGGGCGCGGGGAGGCGGCUGAGGUUGUGAUUGUGCCCGGGGGUGUCGAGCGCGGUGGGCCCGUCGCUCGCGUUGGAGGCCGUCGCGGAGGGAACGCUGGAGCUCGCCUCGGUGGUGGGGAUGACGACGUGGAGGCCGUGGUUGUGGCCGAAGUCGUCGAUGUGCAUGGAAGGCAUGUUUAUGCAGGCAAGGGGAAGAAGAGUAGGGUGUUUUCGGCGGUGGUAAGCGAUAGUAAGUGGUGGGCGAGUGGGAGUGGUUUGCUCUACAGCUCGGGUUCGCAGAAGCUUGUGGUGGCUGGUAGCUGCUUAGCUUAGUAGAGCUAGCUGUAGGAGGUGGGGAUGGUGAAACCCUGCCGCUCCUCGUCCGUCUUUAUACCAAG